Limanda limanda (common dab) is the source of this 2339-nucleotide messenger RNA. RefSeq names its product cytohesin-3-like. Gene Ontology annotation, molecular function: guanyl-nucleotide exchange factor activity. The record is from RefSeq and is a predicted model, not a curated record. The transcript has 13 exons. Gene Ontology annotation, biological process: regulation of ARF protein signal transduction. NCBI's taxonomy places the organism in Eukaryota, Metazoa, Chordata, Actinopteri, Pleuronectiformes, Pleuronectidae. The coding region runs from base 15 to 1199 and encodes 394 amino acids.
GCACCAUUAAAAACAUGGCCAUACGCAGAAAAGACAGCUUCCUCUGGGGAAAAGCUCCACCACUGAUUCUGUCCCCGGCUGAGAGGAGGCCGAAUGAAACCUUGAAGCUGCUGGAUGACAUUCAGAAGCUGAGGCUGGAGAUCGAUCACAUCAAACCUGAAAUCCACAGCUCUGAGCAGACAAAAACUGUUGUGAGGAACAGAAGAUUCUUACGAGGAAAAAAGAAAUUCAACAUGGACCCCAAAACUGGUUUCAAUUACCUGGUUGAAAAUGACCUGCUGGAGUGGCGAGCAGUGUCUGUGGCCGAGUUUCUUUACAAAGAGGAGGGACUGAACAAGACGGCUAUUGGAAAUGUUCUGGGGGAGAGGGAGGAGAUGCAUCUGGAGAUACUGAAAGCCUUCGUGGAGUUGCAUGAAUUUUCAGACCUGAAUCUGGUCCAGGCGCUGAGGCAGUUUCUGUGGAGCUUUCGUCUCCCGGGAGAAGCUCAGAAGAUUGACAGGAUGAUGGAGGCGUUUGCAACUCGCUACUGUGACUGUAACCCAGGGGUCUUUCAGUCCACAGACACCUGCUACAUCCUGUCCUUUGCCAUCAUCAUGCUCAACACGAGUCUCCACAACCCCAGCGUGAAAGAGAAACCCAGUCUGCAGCUAUUUGUUUCUAUGAACAAAGGCAUCAACAACGGGGAGGACCUGCCCUCAGAGCUGCUCGCGAAACUGUAUGCGAGCAUCCGCAGCGAGCCGUUUAAAAUCCCAGAGGAUGAUGGGAACGACCUGACGUUGACGUUUUUUAAUCCAGACAGAGAGGGCUGGCUAGUUAAAAUGGGGGGCCGUGUUAAAACGUGGAGGAGGAGGUGGUUUAUUUUGACAGACAGCUGCCUCUACUACUUUAAAUACACCACAGAUACAGAUCCGAUUGGGAUUAUUCCUCUGGAGAACCUGAGCAUCAGGAAGUCCCAGGACACAAGUAAACCGUAUUGUCUGGAGUUAUAUAACGCCAAAGGACAAAAGAUCAAGGCCUGCAAGACGGAGAACAAAGGCAGAGUGGUCCAGGGUAAACACCAGUCCUAUAAGCUGAGCGCCACAAGCGCAGAAGAACGGGACAUCUGGUUGGACGCCAUCAGGGCAAGUGUCACCAAGGCUCCUUUUUAUGACCUGGUGUCUUCACGUAAGAGGCGGCUCAUCAACAACACGUCUUCAUAGGACUGAAACAGACCUCAGUGGAAACGAUGAGUUCAUGGACAUGUUUUUAUUGACUUUUAUGACAGAUUGUUCAGGAAAAACUCAAACUGAAUUACACAGCUUUUCACAUAUAUGUACAAACCGGGAAGUGACACUUCAGUGAACUAUUUGUAGCUCAUGGUGUGAUGCUUCCACUUACUUCUGCAAACUGCUUGCACUUCUGCUCCGACCUCAGGGGCUGACACAGAUCCGAAGGGGCCCCCGGGGGCCACCAGGGUCAGAAGGCGACCGUAGUGGUUGGAGUGUUAGUAUCAUGGAUUGAUAACUGAUCUGUGUGCAGGAACAGAGGCCUGGAGGCCCUCGAACCAAGUCUCUGCAUGAAGUGACUGUUGAUAUUUCUUACUGGAGAUUCAAAUGAGCCCAAGGAGCCGUACAACCAGUAACCAAGAACACAAAAAUAAUCCACGGAGACGCAAACAGACACAAAGCUACAAACAACCAUAAAUAAAAAAAUCUAAAUAUUAACAAAUAACAACUAGACACUAAACAACCACAAAAACACAAAGAAUAGAUAUAAGAUACACAAAGGGAUGUAAAAUGAUCAAAAAAUAAAGAUAUAAUUUAUGCAAAAUUACCAAAAACUUUAAAAUAUAUACUAUAUAGAGACACAAAGCAAGCACAAAAUUAUGCAAAAUGUUCACAAAAUUAUUUAAAAAAAAAGCUCUUUCAUUGCGAAGGUAUGGGGGCCUUCCUGCAUGUCUGGGUCCAGGAGCCUCAUGUCUAAUAUACUUUGUCCAUAGCUGUAGUGUAAAUGAAGAUAUAAAAAGCAGAUAUUUACUGAUAUUGAUUCAAUUAAAGUUAUUUAUUUCAUUUAUGACCCAACUUGUUGAAAGAUCUUAUGAUGAUCAUGUAUCUUCACCUGCAGAAUUCACGUCUGAAGGUUUGAGUUCAGGAGAUAUGAUUGAAGCACUUUGUUAUGCCUGUUGUGGAUGAUUUGAUUUUACAUCAGGUAAAAAAAAACACAGGGGAAGGUUCAAACUUUACACUUUUCUGACUUCACUUUGUGAUGGAAUGUAAAUUCUGUCUUUUCCUGUUUCUUGUAAAUGUCUAUAACUGCACAAAAAGCUUAAAAACAACAAUUCAAUUUUAUGUAAAUAUAUU